AGAAAGAAAAACAAAAUUCUGUAGCCGUUACGUCAAAAUAUUUAAUCUAUCUGUGUGAAAGUACUCCAUCUUCCUUUUCACAGUGGUGCGCCAUCGUUGGCGUAUAGAUUUUUCGAAGUUUAAGUGUUAAUCCAAAAACAUCCAAGAUGGUUAACUUCACUGUUGAUGAAAUAAGGGCCAUGAUGGACAAAAAGCGUAAUAUACGUAAUAUGUCCGUCAUUGCCCAUGUAGACCAUGGAAAGUCUACAUUGACAGAUUCCUUGGUCUCCAAAGCAGGUAUUAUUGCCGGUGCUAAAGCUGGAGAAACUAGGUUCACUGACACAAGGAAGGAUGAACAAGAUCGUUGCAUUACUAUCAAAUCAACUGCCAUAUCUAUGUACUUCGAACUUGAAGAGAAAGAUUUGGUUUUCAUAACAAACCCUGACCAACGAGAGAAGGAUGAGAAAGGUUUCUUGAUCAACUUGAUUGACUCACCCGGUCACGUUGAUUUCUCAUCUGAAGUAACAGCUGCUCUCCGUGUAACUGAUGGAGCCCUUGUUGUCGUAGAUUGUGUGUCCGGUGUCUGUGUACAGACUGAAACUGUACUCCGUCAGGGUAUUGCAGAAUUCAUCAGACCAAUUCUUAUGAUGAACAAAAUGGACCGUGCCCUUCUUGAGUUGCAGUUGGAUGCAGAAGAUUUGUAUCAGACUUUCCAACGUAUUGUAGAAAACGUAAAUGUCAUCAUUGCAACUUACAAUGAUGAUAGUGGUCCUAUGGGGGAAGUUCGUGUUGACCCAAGCAGGGGUAGUGUAGGUUUUGGAUCUGGUCUUCACGGUUGGGCAUUCACCCUUAAACAGUUUGCUGAGAUGUACGCUGACAAAUUUAAGAUUGAUGUCAAUAAACUCAUGAACAGGCUCUGGGGAGAAAACUUCUUUAACCCUAAAACAAAGAAAUGGUCCAAACAAAAAGAAGAUGGCAACAAACGAUCAUUCUGUAUGUAUAUCCUGGACCCAAUCUAUAAAGUCUUCGACAGCAUCAUGAACUACAGGAAAGAAGAAUACGAAUCUUUGUUGACGAAACUAGGUAUUGCCUUGAAACAUGAGGACAAAGAAAAAGAUGGUAAGCAACUCCUCAAAGUUGUUAUGCGUACUUGGUUGCCCGCUGGAGAAGCUUUGCUUCAGAUGAUUGCCAUCCAUCUUCCAUCACCUGUAACUGCCCAGAAAUAUCGUAUGGAGAUGCUUUACGAAGGACCACAUGAUGAUGAAGCUGCUGUCGCCAUCAAAAACUGCGACCCUAACGGUCCUCUUAUGAUGUACGUGUCUAAGAUGGUACCGACUUCCGAUAAGGGUCGUUUCUAUGCUUUCGGUCGUGUCUUUGCCGGCAAAGUAGCGACAGGAAUGAAGGCGAGGAUCAUGGGACCCAAUUACACCCCAGGAAAGAAGGAAGAUCUGUAUGAAAAGGCCAUCCAACGUACCGUCCUCAUGAUGGGUCGUUAUGUUGAGGCCAUCGAAGAUGUUCCAUCAGGAAACAUUUGCGGUCUCGUCGGUGUCGAUCAGUUCUUGGUCAAGACCGGUACCAUCUCCACCUACAAAGAUGCCCAUAACCUCAAGGUCAUGAAGUUCUCAGUGUCGCCUGUCGUGCGUGUUGCUGUAGAACCUAAGAACCCUGCCGACCUUCCAAAACUAGUAGAAGGUUUGAAACGUUUGGCCAAAUCCGAUCCUAUGGUCCAAUGUAUCAUCGAGGAAUCCGGUGAACAUAUCAUCGCUGGUGCCGGUGAACUCCAUCUUGAAAUUUGCCUCAAAGAUUUGGAGGAUGACCACGCUUGCAUUCCGAUCAAAAAGUCCGAUCCUGUCGUAUCUUACCGUGAAACCGUCAGCGAAGAAUCUGACCAGAUGUGCCUAUCGAAAUCUCCCAACAAACACAACAGGCUGUUCAUGAAGGCUUGCCCCAUGCCUGACGGUCUUCCAGAGGACAUCGACAAUGGCGACGUAAACCCAAGGGACGAUUUCAAGGUUCGAGCCCGUUACCUGAGUGAAAAAUACGAGUAUGACGUGACUGAAGCCAGGAAGAUCUGGUGUUUCGGUCCAGAUGGAACUGGUCCUAACAUCUUGGUAGACUGUACCAAGGGAGUACAAUACCUCAAUGAAAUUAAGGAUUCCGUUGUUGCCGGUUUCCAAUGGGCCACCAAGGAAGGUGUACUGUCCGAAGAGAACUUGAGAGGUGUGCGUUUCAACAUCUAUGAUGUCACCUUGCACGCUGAUGCCAUCCAUCGUGGUGGUGGUCAGAUCAUUCCAACCACCAGGCGUUGUUUGUAUGCUUGCCUCUUGACCGCCCACCCCAGGCUUAUGGAACCUGUAUACCUUUGUGAAAUCCAGUGUCCCGAGGUAGCUAUUGGUGGAAUUUACGGUGUCUUGAACAGAAGACGUGGUCACGUAUUUGAAGAACAACAAGUUGCCGGUACACCUAUGUUUGUGAUCAAGGCUUACUUGCCAGUAAAUGAAUCAUUUGGAUUCACUGCUGACUUGCGUUCCAACACCGGUGGACAGGCUUUCCCACAAUGUGUAUUUGAUCACUGGCAAAUCUUGCCCGGAGACCCAAUGGAAGCUGGAACUAAACCAUACGGAAUCGUGCAGGACACUAGAAAGAGGAAGGGUCUGAAAGAAGGACUCCCAGAUCUUACCCAAUAUCUGGAUAAAUUGUAAACAUCUGGUAUUUUAGGUUCUGUACAAAUUAUUUAAGAAAAUUAAAAUACACACUGAAAAAUAAUUUUGUAUUUGAUUCAACAGAAUUGCGAUCUAUUAUUGGCAGGGUGAUGUAAUGUCACAAAAAUUCUUAAUGCAAUAUGCUAAACCAGAAUAACAACUGGUCCUAUUUAUUUCUGGUUUAUAGGUAAGGUUGUUAAAUUUUUAACGAUGAUUUUUUUAAUUGGUAACUUUGUUGAUGAUGAUAUAUUGUGACAAUUGAUAUUUUUUCGAUUUUUAUUUUGUUUACCCUCAUAGUGAUUGAAUUGUAAACAUUUGAGGUUUUGUCCUUGAAUGGAAUCUUGUAAUAAAAUAAUUUUUAUGAAA
This is a messenger RNA of Coccinella septempunctata (seven-spotted ladybird), 3047 nucleotides long. RefSeq names its product eukaryotic translation elongation factor 2 (gene eEF2). Gene Ontology annotation, cellular component: cytosol; ribonucleoprotein complex. The coding region runs from base 147 to 2681 and encodes 844 amino acids. NCBI's taxonomy places the organism in Eukaryota, Metazoa, Arthropoda, Insecta, Coleoptera, Coccinellidae. The transcript is spliced from 11 exons. Gene Ontology annotation, biological process: translational elongation. Gene Ontology annotation, molecular function: ribosome binding; translation elongation factor activity; GTP binding. The record is from RefSeq and is a predicted model, not a curated record.